CGCCCUUUCCGGCCGACGGGAGGCGGUGGCACUGCCGGGACCGGGGCCGCCACUGGACGCUGACGGUCUCUGUACCCCUUUAGGGGCGGCUGCGGCUCCUCCCCCGGAGCCCACCGGGUCCGGCCCCGCCGAGGGCCGCCGCCGAGGGCAGACCUCGGUCCCGGGGGCGCUGGAUGUAUCGGGCUGUGGCCGUCCCGGGGGAGCCGUGGCCGCGCUGUGCUGCCAGCGAUGAUUCCCCGCUGACAGGUACGGCCCUGGCCGUCUCCCGCUCUCCAACCACCCCGUGCAUCCUGGCCCUGCCCGGUUACCCUGAGCUCUGCAGCUGCCCUCUCCCUGGGAAGGGCUGUGUUCUCUGGGAAGUGCUGUAUCCCUUGGGAAGGGCUGUGUCCCCUGAGGGUUCCCGGUGCUUGGCCCAGCAAAGCAGGCUGAGCGGCACCGACUGCAGCUGGGGAUGGUUCCUCUGUUACCUGUGGUGAGGCUCAGGUAGGAGCUGGGCAUGGGGGCUGCACCAGGGCCAGCACCUCCGCGCUGCCCUCCGUAGCCCAACAACAGCCGGUGGCUACCUUGGCGGGCCACCAUGAACCAGCCCACACGUGUGCCCCGGCCCCGACGGCUUCUGGGCUGCUUCAGACGGAGGCCACAGGCCGUCGGGGAGGAGACACCACCAGAACCAGAUCCAGGGCCAGAGGAACCCAAGGAGACACGUGUGGUACUGCCCCUGAGUGAGGGCCAGGCGCUGGAGGAGUGUCCCCUGUGCCUGCUGCCCCAGCCCCCCGAGGCCUUUCCCAGCCUGGCCUCCUGCUCGCACCGCUCGUGCUGGGCCUGCCUGGAGCAGUACUUGUGCCUGGCCGUCAGCGAGAGCCGCGUGCCUGUGUCCUGCCCUCACUGCCCCGCCACGCUGCAGCCCUCCGACGUCCACCGGCUAUUGCCCGAGCCCGCUCUCCGGGACAAGUAUGAAGAGUUCCUGCUGCGGCGGCUGCUGGUGGCUGAUCCUGGCACCCGCUGGUGCCCUGCUCCCGACUGCAGCUACGCUGUCUUUGCCCAUGGCUGUGCCGAAUGUCCUCGCCUCACCUGCGGGCGUGAGGGCUGUGGCACCGAGUUCUGCUACCACUGCCGGCAGCCCUGGCACCCCGACGGCCCCUGUGCAGCGGUGCCACCUGCCCCCAGCCUGGCCACCCCCACAGCACAGCUGGCCCAGCCGGAGGAGUCGGCCCAUGCUGAGGCCGAGGACAUCAAGGUCUGUCCUCGCUGUAGCGCCUUCAUCAUGAAGAUCAACGAUGGGAGCUGCAACCGAAUGAACUGCACGGUCUGUGGGUGCCUCUUCUGUUGGCUCUGCCUGCAGGAGAUCUCUGACGUGCACUUUCUGAGCCCCUCUGGCUGCACCUUCUGGGGGAAGAGGCCGUGGUCACGGACCCGGAGGAUCCUAUGGCAGCUGGGCAUGGUUCUGGGAGCGCCCAUGGUCAUCUCCCUUGCUGCGGGUGUUGCUGUCCCUGUCAUUACCAUUGGGAUCCCCAUCUACAUGGGUAGGAAGGUGCUGGGCCAGAGCCGGCGAAGCAGCCUCUCCGGGUGCCAGCAGUGCCUCUCUGUCACCAGCAGUGUCCUCCUCUCUCUCUUUGUGUCUCCUAUCAUAACAGCUCUCACUGUGGGUGUCGGUGUGCCCCUGGUGCUCACCUACGUGUAUGGGACCGUGGUGCUGUCGCUGUGCCGGAGCCGCUGGGGCUGCGGGGGCAGCCGCACGCCUGGAGACCUCGGCGUGGUGGAGCUGGACAACCUGGCCAAACUGAACGAGCUGUGGUCAGUGCUGCCCAGCCCCAGACCGGGUGAGGACGGAGCUCCAGACCCCGCUGCCUCCCUCCCCAGCAGCAGCCGCAGUCCGCGCCCGGGGCCGGUGUGGGACAGCCAGUCAGCCAGCACAGUGGCGCUUGCGGGGAGCAUGCUGAGUGAGGGCCAGGACACCUCUGACAGGGAAGGUGUUACCAUCGAGGUGGAGGUGUCGGUUGAAGCGGUGCCACGUUCUGCCCGGCAGCAGAGCCUCAGCAGUGCCCUGUCUGGGCAGAGCCUCUCUGGGGACUCCCUGGGAGCCACCAGUGACAGGGGCAGCUCCGUGGGUGUCCCUGUGGAGUGAUGGGGGCCUGAGGAGGAGAGUCUUGAUCCACACAGAGGCCCUAUGUCCUCCUGUGACAGAGCCAGUCCCCCUCUGAGGCCCCUGAGCACGCCCAGCCCUGGGAGCUGGGUCUUGGGUGGGUGCCAACUGCAGCCAGCAGCGCCGCACCUUGCACUAGCCCUGUCCAUCCCUUUCCCAGAGGCACCACUAGGAAAUAAAGCUGCUUUCUGAGGGUC
Molecule: messenger RNA, 2340 nt
Organism: Hirundo rustica (Barn swallow)
Lineage: Eukaryota; Metazoa; Chordata; Aves; Passeriformes; Hirundinidae
Product: E3 ubiquitin-protein ligase RNF19B-like
Exons: 10
Coding region: 578-2125 (515 amino acids)
Biological process (GO): positive regulation of proteasomal ubiquitin-dependent protein catabolic process; protein polyubiquitination; ubiquitin-dependent protein catabolic process
Cellular component (GO): cytoplasm; ubiquitin ligase complex
Molecular function (GO): ubiquitin protein ligase activity; ubiquitin conjugating enzyme binding; zinc ion binding
Source: RefSeq, a predicted model, not a curated record